UCUUUUUUGCCUUCACCGACCCGCCUUGGAAUUCCUCACCCGCUUCCGGGCCUCUUCCUUGUUCCCACCGCGAUCCCUUAUCUAUCAUGUGCGUGUAUAUAUGUCUCUCACGUUCGCUUCUUCUUUCAGGGAAAGGAUAGGAAGCUUUCUUCCAUCUCUCUAGCGCAGGUUUUGAUUGAUUCAUCGAGUUGUUCCCCCCCCUCCACCCUCUCUCUCUCUCUCUGAAACAUCUUCCUGUAGCUUAUCUCGAUAGCUAAGAAUCGGAUGGCGGCGUCCGAAAUAUCGCCCGCGCCUUCCGAUGCCAAGUCGAAAGUAUGGUCGACUGCUGCUGCUCUACGGGGCCACGAUGCCUCCGCCAUCGCGGCUUAUGAGCACUACCUCCGCCUUCCCGAGCUCGCCAAGCUCUGGAGCUCCAAUGACUUCCCUCGGUGGACCAACGAGUCCAUCCUCAAGCCGGCCUUGCAGGGCCUGGAGAUCACCUUCCGGUUCGUCUCCCUCGCCCUCUCCGACCCCCGGCCAUACGCGAACCACCGGGAGUGGAAGCGGCGGCUCGAGUCACUCGCCGCGCGUCAGGUCGAGAUCAUCGCCACCCUCUGCGAGGAGGAAGCUCGCGCCGGCGGUGGUGCGCCCAUCGCGGAUCUCAGCUCGUGCCAGGGGCUCCUGUCCCGGGGCAAGAGCUCGCAGGAGGUGUGGAAGGUCCCCGGCACCAGCAGCGUGGUGAGCCGUACCAGCGAGGCGAGCUUGCUGCCUCGGCUGGCCACGUGGGAGAAGUCGGAAGACGUGGCUUCCAAGAUCCUGUUCCAGAUCGAGAGCCAGAUGCAUCGGUGCCAGUUCACGCUGGGGUUGGGCGAGCCCAACCUCACAGGGAAGCCUACGCUGGAGUACGACCUCGUCGUCCGCCCAUCGGACCUCCACGCCCUGAAGAGGAGCCCCGGCUCGUCGAAGGACCUCCACAACCACGAAGACCAGGCGCUCUGCACGAUCCAGCAGAUCCUCGAGUCGUGGCUCUUCGCCGCUCGGGAGCUCUUGGCCCGAGUCGAUCAGAGGAUGGAUGACAAGGACUGGGCGCAGGCGGCGAACGAUUGCUGGUUGCUCGAGCGCGUGUGGAAGCUGCUGUCGGACGUGGAGGACCUCCACCUGCUGAUGGACCCAGACGACUUCCUCCGGCUCAAGAGCCAGCUGGCCAUCAAAGCCACCUCCGGCUCGGAGGCGUUCUGCUUCCGCUCUGCGGCUCUGCUGCAGGUGACGAACUCUUGCAAGGACCUGAAGCGGAGGGUGCCGUGGAUCCUGGGAGUGGAGGCGGACCCCAACGGGGGGCCCCGGGUGCAAGACGCCGCGAUGAGGCUGUUCCACAGCCGGCGGCGGGGCGAGGGCGACAACCCCGGGAAGAUCGAUCUGCUGCAGGCGCUGCAGGCGGUGGAGGUUGCGUUGAAGACCUUCUUCUUCGCCUACCGGCACUUGGUGGCGACGGUCAUGGGGAGCCUGGAAGCCAGCGGCAACAGAGCCGUGUAUACGCCGUCGGAGGCGCUGGAUCCGCUGUCGCAGGUGUUCCUGGAGCCGCCGUAUUACCCUAGCUUGGAUGCGGCCAAGACGUUCUUAGGAGAUUUCUGGCAGAACGAGCUCGGCAGCGGCGCAUCCAAGACGAAGUGGCAUUGACAAAGCGCUCGCAUACGGCUAACCAUCAUUGAAGUUUUGGGUGAACAAUUAUUGCAUUGGAAGAUACAGCAACAACUAGUCGAUAUAUGUUCUCAGAUAUUUCUAUAUAUUUUUUCGUAUAGCCA
Molecule: messenger RNA, 1781 nt
Organism: Musa acuminata subsp. malaccensis (wild Malaysian banana)
Lineage: Eukaryota; Viridiplantae; Streptophyta; Magnoliopsida; Zingiberales; Musaceae
Product: nematode resistance protein-like HSPRO2
Biological process (GO): defense response
Molecular function (GO): metal ion binding; heme binding
Source: RefSeq, a predicted model, not a curated record